GCCAGGACAACACGUUACUAAGCUACCCCCUUCCUGUAUUUGAGACACGGCCCGCUACAGCCGUAUCAUCUGCAAACCUCCAGUUGGAGUCAGGGCAGGAUUUGGCCUCAAACACGAGAAAGUCUGCAGAGGCUGGAAAUCCAGAGCAACACACACACAGACUGCUGGGGGAACUCAGCCAGUCAGGCAGCAUUGAUGGAAACGAACAAACAGUCAACGUUUCGGACUGAGACCCUUCAUCGGGACUGAAAAGGGAGGGAGAAGACGGCAGAAUAAAACGUUGUGGGGAGGGGAAGGAGGGUAGCUGGAAGGCAAGACAGGUGGGUGGAAAGGGAAAGGGCUGAGAGGAAGGAAUCUGCUGGGAGAGGGGAGUGGGCCAUGGGAGAAAGGGAAGGAGGAGGGGACAGGCCAGUGAGAAGAGGCCAGAGACUGGAGUGGGGAACAGGAGACAAAGGGAGGGGGAGGUAUUUUUUUAAACCAGAAGGAGAGAUCGAUAUUCAUGUCCAGACAGAAUAUAAGGCAUUGCACCUCCAACCUGAGUAUGCCCUCAUCAUGGCACAAGAGGAGGCCAUGGAGCGGGGAUGGGAAUUAAAAUGUUUGGCCACUGGGAAGACCCGCUUCUGGGGGAUGGAACUGGCCAUGGGGGGGGGGGGAAUGCACCAGCAUUUGGCACAGUCGUGGCAAAGACACUCCUGCCUCUCUUUACCAAUUGGGCUCUGCUGAGUUGAGUAAAGUUGAGAAAUUGUAAACAUUUGUUCAACAAAGAGUGCAAAGUUCAGACAGUUUAACCACACGGCAUGGAAAGUUUUCAGAAAUAAUAAUGAAGGAUAUAAUUAACAGUCAAUCACUUGGACAAGAAUUCACUGAUCUUCCAGCAAGAUGGUGCCAGGGACCAAUGGUGUCCCUCAGCCUCCGGCGCUCCAGAAAAACUAAUCCGGGUGUGGGGUGCCACAGCAGCGUAGAGGCCACUGUGGCUCGUGGCGUCCGAGUGUGCCAGGAGUCUCUGCACAUCCACCCUGUGCAAUGCGUGGGUUUCCCCAAGAGCUCUGGUUUCCUCCCACAUUUGAAAGCAACUCAGGACACACCGCCGCUGGAACAUGAAGCAACUCACAAUCGGCCGGAAGAACUCGGCGUCUGUGGCGGCACAGGAGCCUGCCGAGUCCGCCCAGCAGCUCGUUUUUGGUUUGGAGCUCCAGCACAGGCCGCCACAUUAACCAUGAGUCAAGUUAGUUCUCGCUCGGGAAUCACUCCGGACUUGAACCAUGAUCCAGACCAUCUUUUACAGACUACCACCAAGGAACCAGCACAUCGUCUUUCCCCAAGGGCCUGGUCAACGCUGCUGAUCACAAAUAAUCCGGUUGUAACAAGUGCUGUAGAAGGUGCAUUUGCACACAGCCACAGCAGCAUUCUGAGGUGUCUCUGUAACAGAUGGUAUUCCUGGCAUUUGUUGUUAUGUGGUCGCAUACAGUGCAAUACAUAAUAAAAAACUAUUACUACAAGAAAAAAAAAGUAGACAUGCACUAUAUAUAGUGUGCCACCGUGGAGGGGUGUGGGACAGGUGGCAGAGGAGGAGUGCCAGAGGUAGGGGGUGGAGCAGGUACAGACACACCCAGCCCGGAGACACCGGGCAAGGACAUUUAAUUGCAAACAG
Hypanus sabinus (Atlantic stingray) is the source of this 1651-nucleotide messenger RNA. RefSeq lists its product as uncharacterized. The transcript has 3 exons. Lineage: Eukaryota; Metazoa; Chordata; Chondrichthyes; Myliobatiformes; Dasyatidae. The coding region runs from base 821 to 1480 and encodes 219 amino acids. The record is from RefSeq and is a predicted model, not a curated record.